AAUUACCUCAAAUGUCAUAAGUUGAGGAAGAAGAUUAAAGGUUGUUUUCUGAUGAUUCAAUCUAAGAGGAAGAUGAAGAUGAAAGUUAAAAGUUAAAUAAUGAUGAUAUUUGGAAAGUACUUCAUAUGUUUUUUUAAACCCAUGGAUUGGUGUCUUAAUAGAUAAAUUCAUAUGAAAGCUUUGUAGAAAAUAUCAUCAAGUAUGUUAGAGGUCACGAGGGGACAUUUGUAGUAAGAGUAAAACCUUAGUAUAAGGAAGAGGAGAGAAUGGAUGGUAAUAAAUAAAUUAAUAAAAUUUAGCAUAGACUGAAUAUUUAUAUUAAUUCUAAAUAAUAAGAUGCUUUAUGGGAAAAAAGAAUAUUCAUAUAGAUAAAUUUGAAGAGGAAAUAUAUCCAAUGAUUGCAAGAUUAAGAGAUUUGACUUAUUCAAGAUAAUUAAAAAUCGAUUUAGAAGUGACAAUGUAGUAGAGAAAUAAACGUGAUGGUUCAAUUGAAGAGAAAAGUAAAUAAACAUUUAAAGGUUUGCCAUUUUUUAAACUACCAAUAAUGGUUCGAAGUCGAUUUUGUUCAUUACCUAAAGAUCCAAAAGAUCCUGAUUCUAUAUAGUAGAGAAUAUUAAGUGGUGAAUGUGGAUUUGAUUAGGGUGGAUAUUUUAUAUUAAGAGGAUCAGAAAAGGUUAUAGUAGCAUAAGAGAGAAUAGCAAACAACGUAGUUUUGGUUUUCAAAAGCAAAAUAGUUAAUAAGCCUUGGGUAGCAGAAAUAAGAUCUUAACCUGAUUUGUGGUCUAAUCCAAAUAAUUUUAAGGUUGAAUUAAGAUACAUCUAAAAUACACCUGUAAUAAGAUGUAGUGUGAAAUAAUUUAAUUCCACAUAAGGAAUACCAUUGUUUACUCUUUUUAGAGCUUUAGGAAUUAGUAGUGAUUUAGAAAUCUUAGAGAGAAUAGUGUAUAAUUUGGAGGAUGAAUAGAUGGGUCCUAUGUUAGAAAUGCUAUAUGGAUCAUUGUAAGAAGGAGGUGAAUAUGAGGAUGAAGAAUUAUGUUUAAGAUGGAUAGGUAAUAAAAUAAAAAAAGCUGAAAAUUAAGAUCCAGAAACUUUAAUAUAGGAAGCUAAGAAAUUAAUUAACAAAAAUAUUUUACCUCAUAUAGGAGUUUCAUCGGAGAGUAGAGAUAGAAAAGCAUAUUUUAUUGGAUAUAUAGUUCAUAGAUUAUUGAAUGCAUCUUUAGGAAAAACAGAUUAAGAUGAUAGAGAUCAUUAUGGAAAAAAAAGAUUAGAUAUGGCUGGUGCUAUGAUGAUGGGUGUUUUUAAGACAUCUUUUGAAUCAUUUAAAUAAAAUGCUAAAAAAGCACUUGAAAAAUAUAUAAAUGGAGGAAGAAGAGGAAAAGGUCAAUAAACAAAAAUUGAAAAUAUGAGACAACCAGAUGAUAUUAAAUCAUUUUUUGAUGGAGAAUAGAUAUCAAAAGAUAUUGAUAAUGCUUUGGCAACUGGUAAUUGGGGUAGAAGUAAAGAGGGAUAAGUUGUUAAAACAGGAGUUGCAUAAACUUUGAAAAGAGAAACAUCUCUAUUUGCAACUUUAAGUCAUUUAAGAAGAAUGAAUGCUCCAAUUAAUCCAUAAAUGAAAUUGAGUAAACCAAGAUAAUUGCAUAAUACACAUUUUGGAUUUAUUUGUCCAGCAGAAACACCUGAAGGAUAAAAAAUUGGAAUCGUUAAAAAUUUGUCAUUAAUGACUGCUGUUUCAAAUGAUCUUUAAUAAAAAGAUAAAGAAGCCUUAUUAAGAUUGAUAAUGGUUAUGAAAUAAGAUGUUUUUGAUUUUUAAUUGUUAUAAGGGGAAUUUUAGGCAUCAGAUAUUCCUAAAAUGACAAAAGUUUUAGUUGAUGGUAAUUGGAUUGGAUUUACGAGAAAUCCUGAAUAAUUUAUAUAAGAAUUCAAAAAUUUAAGAUCAGCCGAAGAAAGUUUUAUUCCUAUUGAAGUUUCUAUUAAUUUUGACUAUGUUAACAAAGAAAUCAGAAUCUACACAGAUGCUGGUAGAUGUAUGAGACCAUUAUUUAUUGUUCAAGAUAAUAAAUUAAAAUUAAAGAAAAAUUAACUUAAUUCAUUUAGAGAUUGGGAAUAAUUAUUAUAAAAUAAAUGUGUUGAAUUAUUAGAUGUUGAAGAAGAAGAAGGAUCAUUAAUUGCCAUGGAUCUUAAUAUUAUGAGCAGAGGAACAUCAAAUUUUAAAAGAUAUACUCAUUGUGAAAUUCAUCCAUGUAUGAUGUUUGGAGUUUGUGCUUCAGUUAUACCAUUUGCAAAUCAUAAUUAAGGACCUAGAAAUACUUUACAAAGUGCUAUGGGAAAAUAAGCUAUGGGAUUAAAUUCUACAAAUUUUAAUAUAAGAUUUGAUACUCUUGUGCAUAUUCUCCAUUAUCCUUAAAAACCAUUAGCAUCUUCUAAGGCUGUUGAUUUUAUUACAGUUAAUGAAGUACCAAUAGGAAUCAAUUGUGUUACUUCAAUUGCUUGUUUUACAGGUUAUAAUUAAGAAGAUUCCAUCAUUAUUAAUUAAUAUGCAAUUGACAGAGGAUUCUUUAGAUCUGUCUUUUAUAGAACUUACAAGGAAUCUGAAGAUAAAGAUCCUGAUAAUUUUACUGAAACAAAAAUUACAAAACCAAUUGGGGAUAACUUUGCAGGAAAAUUAUUUAUAAAAUUAGAUAGUGAUGGAAUUGUACCACCAGGUACUAAAGUAGAUGAAGAGGAACCUAUUAUUGGAAAAGAAUUAAUCAUUGAUAAUAUUAUGUUAAAUACAGCAAAUGGAUAAAAGAAUACAAAGGAAUGUUCAUUACUAACAAGAAGAGCAGAGAGAGGUGUAGUAGAUUCAGUUUUAAUAAGUGAAAAUUAGAAAGGAUAUAAAUUAGUAAAGGUUAAAGUAAGAUCAUUGAGAAUUCCUUAAAUUGGAGAUAAGUUUUGUAGUAGACAUGGUUAAAAAGGUACUUGUGGAAUGACUUAUCGAUAAGAAGAUUUACCAUUCACUUUAACUGGUAUAUCUCCAGAUUUAACUAUUAAUCCACAUUGCAUUCCAUCAAGAAUGACUAUUGGUAUUUAUAUUAUUAUAUAUCUAAAAUAGGGCAUUUAAUUGAGUGUCUAUCAUCAAAAUUAGCAUCAAUAAAAGGUUAAUUUAAUGAUGCUACUCCAUUUGCUUAAAUUUCAGUAAAUGAUAUAGCUAAAGAAUUACAUGAAGUAGGAUGGUAAAAAUGGGGUAAUGAAGUUAUGACUAAUCCAUAUUCGGGUAACAUGUUCCAAAUUCCAAUUUUUGUUGGACCAACAUAUUAUUAAAGAUUAAGACAUUUAGUUGAUGAUAAAAUGUAUGCUCGUUCUAGAGGUCCUGUUACUGGAAUUACAAGAUAACCUACUCAUGGUAGAAGUAGAAAAGGAGGUUUGAGAUUUGGUGAAAUGGAAAGAGAUUGUAUUAUAUCACACGGUAUUAUUAUUAUGUUUAAUUAUUUUUAUAGGAACUGCUAAAUUUUUAAAAGAAAGAACUUAUGAUGUAUCUGAUGCAUUUAGAGUUCAUGUAUGUUCAAAAUGUGGAUUGUUUGCAGUUGCUAAUUUAGAGAAUCAAGAGUUUUAUUGUAAUAUUUGCAAGAAUUCUAAUCAAUAAAAUUAAAUUUACUAAGUUUUAAUUCCUUAUGCUGCUAAGACAUUGAUUUAAGAGUUAAUUUCAAUGAAUAUUGCACCUAGAUUGAAAUUUGAUUAAUCAAAAUUAAAACAUGAAAUAUGAAUUAUGG
Paramecium sonneborni is the source of this 3749-nucleotide messenger RNA. NCBI's taxonomy places the organism in Eukaryota, Ciliophora, Oligohymenophorea, Peniculida, Parameciidae. The record is from the annotation of a GenBank genome assembly.